UCGGCAUCGCCUGGGGUUGGGCCAGGCUCCCGAGGCUGCGAGAAGGGGGACCUGAUGAACAGCUUCGGCAUCUUCCUGCAGGGGCUCCUCGGGGUUGUGGCCUUCAGCCUCCUCCUGCUGAAACGCUUCAGAGAACCAAAGCAUGAAAGGCGUCCUUGGAGGAUUUGGUUUUUGGAUACUUCCAAACAAGCCAUAGGGAUGUUGUUCAUCCACUUUGCCAAUGUGUAUUUAUCAGACCUUACCAAAGAGGACGACCCUUGUUCACUGUACUUUAUCAACUUUCUGCUAGAUGCCACCUUAGGAAUGCUGCUAAUUUAUGCUGGUGUGCAGGCAGUGAGCACCCUUGUUGAAUGGCAGCAGUGGGAGUCUCUUCGCUUUGGUGAAUAUGGUGACCCACUGCAAUGCAGUGCUUGGGUAGGCCAGUGUGCGUUGUACAUAGUGAUCAUGAUAUUUGAAAAAACUAUCAUCAUCAUAGUUCUCCAAAUACCUCAGUGGAAAGAGGUAGCCUUGUUGAAUCCUAUAGAAAAUCCCCAGUUAGAGCUGGCUAUUGUCAUGCUGAUAGUCCCCUUCUUUGUCAAUGCAUUAAUGUUCUGGGUAGUUGAUAACUUCCUUAUGAAGAAAGGGAGGAGAAAAGCUAAACUUGAAGAGAAAGAACCAGGGCUGGAUUCAAGAAAUGGAAGCAAAGUUCGAUACAGGAGAGCAGCCUCACAUGAAGAAUCUGAGUCAGAGAUCUUAAUUUCAGCAGAUGACGAAAUGGAGGAAUCAGAUGGUGAAGAGGAUCUUCGGAGAUUGACUAAUUUAAAGUCUUUUAAGAAAAAGAAGCAUCGAUUUGGUCUGCCUGUAUGACAGAUUUGGUGGCCUGUUACAUUUGCAGGUUUAUGACAGAAUUGUCCACGUUCAGUGGAUUUUCGCUUGGCAAUCGUAUCCUUGUUGCCUCGAAACUGUGGCUCAAACAAUGGAACCCGGACAGUUUGAAAAGCUACCUGUUCAGCUGCACUAUGGAAACUCUGACCAAAUAUGCAAGGGUAUCUUUCCCUGUGUGGAAGAAUCCUCAUCACCAAGGUGGUCUGGAUGUGACCAGGUCAAAGAACAUCAUUGCUUCAGCUAUGGUUGCUGAAUGAUAUUCUGGAAGAGAUAUCAGGAUUAACAAAAUUCGAAUCAGUAUGUUUUAUUACUAAAAACUGGCUUUUUCAGCAUAUUCCUAGAGCAGAAUAGUUUUAUGUUACAAAUUGUGACUUAAUAUUCUUAUGUAAGUUUACUACUUAAGGGUACCUAUGGAAUUAAUGGGCUGAACAAAGUUUUUCUCCCCAAGUCUCCUCUAACCUUUUGAACUUUUAUAUUUAAGUUAUAUUUUCAUACUGGAAUAUUUAAAGACUGUCUUUGUCAAAGAAAAUUAUGCUGUUACUUUUGGCAUGUGGUUAAAAAGGUCAUACUCGCAGCAAAAUUAUUUUUCAUCAUCUCUGUCACAUAAAGGAGAGUAAUGUGCUGACAAAAGGAAUGGCCAAGCGGCUACUAGAUCUGCGUAGCCAUUCUGCUGGAGUGCUGCACAAGCCCAAUUGAACCAAAAGGUGGUUGAGCGGCAGCGUUAUUUAGUGGAUUAUACUACUGGUCACUUCUGCGACAUGGGUACUAUUUGCGUAUACAUGGCCCUGUGCACUUUAGCAUAAAAGCAACAAAUAUUUAUUACAGCGGUUUCUUCUGUAUGUCAACUGAAGAAUUUAAGAGACUGGAAUAAUGUCGGCUUCUUAAGCACUUGAAAGUUUUCUGAUCCCGUAUCUCAACUAUUCCAAAGCUGAAGAAACAUUCCUUGUUCAAAACAAGAAGACUUUUCUUGAACAUAUAAUAUAGCACACUGUCUAGCUCUUCCUGUGACCAUCAUUAUGUGGGGAGGGCUGUAAUUCAGUAGCAGAAGGACCCAGAUUCAAUCCCGGCAUCUCCAGGUAGACCUGGAAAAACUCCUGCUUGAAACCAGGGAGAGCUACUGCCAGUGGUACUGGGAUAGAUGGACCAAGUAUCUGACUUGGUAUAAGGCAGAUUCCUUAUGUAACUGAAUAAUGUUGUAAAAGGAGUUGUUCCUCCUAAGAGCAUCCCCCCCCAAUUCUUAAUAUGAUUCAGUUGACUACUGUAAGUGCACUAAUCACUACUGUUCAUUCCUCAACUUCCUAAACAACAUCUGUCUCAUUUCAGCUGGGAUAGAACAAAGAUAUAGCAUAGUAUGAUAAAUAUAUUCAUCCAUUAAUGUCCAGGUGGUUGCAGCUUCUUCUUUUUGUCUGCUAUCCUGUGCUUACUGGAAAUAUAUCUGACAAUGGAAUACUUGCAUAGCUGAUUUCAUCGACCAUGGUCUAGUUAUUAUUUGGCAGUUUUCCAUGCUUAUUUAAAUCUUCUGGUAUAACAAAACAGCAAAAGUGAUUUCAGGAAAAAAAUGCAAACUGGUAACUUGCAGUAUCUGAAUAUCAGAUUGUAUUUCAAGCCUUAAAACAGUUCACUGGCAAGAGGUCAGAACUCUUCAAAGCUUCUUCUUCUUUUUUAUGGUUUUUAUAUGUGUAGUUAGCCUUAAAUGUGGUAAGCUACACAGGUUGCUGGUUUUGGGACUGGGGGGAUCAUUGGGCCUUAGGAGAUAAAGUACGCUGCUCCAUUACUGCUUUGUUCUUCCUUUUUUUCGUUCUUUCUUUGUCUGGGGCUAUUUUACUAGCUGUAUUCUGAGGCAAGCAAUGUCCGCCUCACUUACCUGGCUUGCCCCUAAGAGGCAUUUUACUGGGCCAUGCAUUCCAGAGCUCCACAUUGGACAGUGUUGACUUGCACUGUAACAUAUUUGCAAUACAUUGUUACUUAUUGGUGUUCAGGUUAAAAACAAAGGGAAACCAAUGUUUAUCUAAGCAUAGACCUACAUAAAGCCUCUAUUUUGAGGUAGAGAAAUGUCCUUGAUCAAUGUUGCCUCCUAACUUAUUUGUUUUUAUAUUUUUACUGUGUAUUUCUAAUUCAAUGAAUUACUGUUCUGUCAAGCAUUGUGCCCUAACACCAGUUCUGUCAUACCUAUGUGAAAUUCCUAGUGUGCAGGAUGGCGGAUACAAUUUGUCAAUUCAAGUAGAUACUUAACAACAUCUAUUUAGUUGUAUAGUAGGACUAAGAAUUGAAAACCUUUGCUUUGAGGUAGCAAAACAAAUGGGGAAGAGCACUGCUAUAGGCCAUUUACCUCUUCAUUCUAAUAACACAUGACUAAAACCCCAAGCUUAACUCCAUUCAUUUCCUCCUGUGGCCUCAAUUACAUAAAAUGUCUGUUUAAAACAGUGUUGGGAUGGGGGGGGUUCUAAAACAAAAACACCAAACCCAAAGCCUUAAUUGUAUUUAAACAGUCAAACUUCAAGUAGACCUCAGAUUUACCAUUGUGAUUGACUAGUGCCAGGCACUGCUGAGCAGCUUGAUUCAGCGUUUUAAAGACAGAAGGAAGAUAUUCUAUUUGGCUUCCCCAAUUGUUCUAUAUUGCAAGGGAAUGUGAAUUGUGCUUCGCAUACCUUAUAACGGCAUGACAAAAUAAAGCACUACUGUCCAGAGGCAUAAUUUUGAAUGCUCAGAUAAUAAAUGUACAUAGGUCCUAUUUAAGAAUGAUAAGAAUUGCUUUAGUGAAUUACACCAAGGCCCAUCUAGUGUAGCAUUCAGCAGUCAGCCUCUAAGGUGUGAAGCAGGAUAUAACAUUAAUGGGCUCCUGUUAACUCCUCAGUAUCUGGAAUUUAAAAGUAUACUAUUCUAUACAAGAAGUUUGAUGUAGCUAUCAGCCAUUGAUAGAUGGAUUAUUGAUAGUUUUCCCUAAAUCUUGUUUAAACUUCCCUAAAUCUUGUUUAAAGCGGCCAUCACCAUAUCUUGUGGUACCGAAUUCCAUUGUUUUAGCGCUGUGUGAAGAAGUAAUGGGUUGAAUAUACAUGGUGCUCUGAGUCCUUCUGUACAGUAAACUAAUUUGUUUUAUUUCAUUUUGUCUCUUUCCAAAAACUUAUGCAGGGCAGGGCAGGAGGGAGGGAAUUCAAUUUAGCUGAAAUGGAACAAAUGGCUCUGCUUUGCUCGUUAGGAUAACAGCACCAAAACCGGGGAAGAAAUAGCUAGUGCUUUAUUUUGUUUUGCAGUUAAAUGGAUUUGAAUGUAUUGCUUAUUUUUCGAUGGCUCACUUCGGACAACACAAUAACCACUGGUGGUUUUAGUAGACAACUGUCAAUUGAAUGGUCAAUGGUUGGUAAUUGUGUCCUCUGUCUGGCAAAAAAAAAACAACCACCCUGUGGUUGACUUUUUUGUCAAAAACAACAACAACAACUGGAAAAAACACAACCGGCUGCAAAGUUGACUAGUUGCUCAACCAGUGGUUAGUGUGUUGUCUGAACUGAGCCAGUGGACUAUUUUGCAGGGUUGAGUUGACUAUCUUGGCUGGCUACAGAGUUCCCGGGCAAGAGUGGCCCAAACCACGCUCACUGCUCUGCUACAGGCAGCACAACUUGCAGAGGCUGCUGGGAUAGCACCGGGAGGACUGAGGGAGGACGGAGAGCAGCAGGGGCUGUGGCAGUCAAAUGCUGGUUUUGAGUGCCAGUCCCAACCAACCACAGCUGUGUAGGAACAUGUUGUGUGGGGAGUACCCCUAGAUAAGCAAUGAUGAAUUGACUGUUCCCCCCCCACACACACCAUUGACUAAAGUAUUGUCCAAAUGCAGCCACUUACUAGGUUUGCAUGAUCAUGGAGGGAAAAUAAGCCACUGGCUUAUUUUUCCUCUGCGCACAUACCAGUUCAAGCCACCUAAUUAGCAUAAUAGCCCUUGCCAGAUAUGGGUUGUCAUGACGUCCAAAUACGGCAAGGGUGGCUGGCUGGGGUGGUUUAAAAACCGCCCUGAACUUCACAGCAACUCACACCCAAUGAACGUAAUUAUGCUAAUAGGAGUCUCAUGACCGCCACCCACAGGGAGGAAAAACAAGCCACGGUGGCUUAUUUUCCAUCCAUGAUUGUGCAAACGCAUCCAGUGAGUUGUGGCAAUUCUAAGAUGGCAAAGAAAAGUAGGCAAGGUAUAAGUGUUCUCUAAAAGUUGAGCACAUUUUAUCUUUCAAGAACUCAUCACAAUGAGGUAUGCUUUAGUCUGUAUUUUUUUUUAAAAAAUGUUGCUAAUCUGACACUAAUGUGGCUGAUCCAUUUCUUUCUGCACUUAAAACAUAUAGGACAGUGUGGAAUUUGAUAGAGACUAAUAGUUUCCCCUUGCCAAAUGGAUGGGAUACAGAGAUGAAAUAGGGCAGGAUUUGCAUUAUUCGCUGUUCGUUAUAUCUGGGUGCCCAAUGUAAUUAUUAUGGAAAUCCUGUGGUCAUUAUGCAGUCUUCAUUUUCUAACUUUACUGUAUAAAUGUCUCCCUGACUAUCUUUACUAAAAAAUGCUAUAUGUUAAUGUUGCUGACAAACCAUGUUAUAAGCUUCUCUUCAGGGAAAAGACCUCAUACUCGUUGAAUUGUGACUCAAACAACAACAAUGCAAGGUUUUCUGGAGGCAUUCCCUCACAAGCAUGUGCUUGGUUUCUAACUAUGCUUUGCUGGAAGGAAAGGCGGGCGGUGUGUGUGUGUUCAGCCUUAACAUUUCCUAUUUGAAAGCUGGGCAUCUGUGCCUCUUGUGCAUGCUCAAUGCAGAUCUGCAGCUUCCAUACAAAAGUAGUAGUGAUGGUGAACACACAAAAAUCUAGCCACAUCAGAUCAUAGGAGAUGCAAUACAUCAACAUUUCUGAAGUUUCCAGUUAAAUGGUGGGAGAUGACUGUGGUUUUACAAAGUAAAACUGCAGCACCCUUUUUUUAAAGAGAUACUCUUUGGGUUGGAUCCAGAUUUGCUGCUUUAUGAACAAAAGAGUUCCUGUAGAGGGAAACUGAGCUCUGGUUCCCCAUUGGUGGAAGGGGAUGAAGUGGUAAUCUUCACCAAUUUCCUAUCCCUCUGCAGCCCCCAGAAUUGCUUCCCUUUCUGUUCCAGAGAGUCCCCCAACCCUCCAGAACAGCUUUUUAGGGGGCAUGAGGCUCCAGAAGGAAGGAAGAACCAGUGAAAAUUGCCGUCCCACCCGUCCAGUGUGAGCGGAACUCCACUGAGCACGAGCCCGGAUUUAAUGUGUUUUUGGGGUUCAAAAUGAAGAUGAAAGUCUGCCCUGUGAGUUUAAAAAUGUGAACCAUGAUGCCCUCUUGAUCAUAUUUAACAGAUGGUAUUUCAUUAAAAUGGAAAGGAUAUGUGUUGUACCUAAAUAAUGGUUUACAAUAAAGUUUUGGCUUAAUAUAA
Elgaria multicarinata webbii is the source of this 6269-nucleotide messenger RNA. It is a transcript of the gene STIMATE, whose product is annotated as STIM activating enhancer. Gene Ontology annotation, molecular function: calcium channel regulator activity. Gene Ontology annotation, biological process: activation of store-operated calcium channel activity. The transcript is spliced from 8 exons. Bases 55 to 846 code for a protein of 263 amino acids. Gene Ontology annotation, cellular component: cortical endoplasmic reticulum; membrane. The record is from RefSeq and is a predicted model, not a curated record. NCBI's taxonomy places the organism in Eukaryota, Metazoa, Chordata, Lepidosauria, Squamata, Anguidae.